Messenger RNA from Aethalodelphis obliquidens (Pacific white-sided dolphin), 2845 nucleotides. RefSeq names its product putative per-hexamer repeat protein 5. The record is from RefSeq and is a predicted model, not a curated record. NCBI's taxonomy places the organism in Eukaryota, Metazoa, Chordata, Mammalia, Artiodactyla, Delphinidae. The coding region runs from base 215 to 1135 and encodes 306 amino acids. The transcript has 2 exons.
ACGCGGCCUGCGGGCGGCGGGGACACAGCACUGGGGCGGGCGCUGCCCUGCCGGGCUCCUGUGUCCCCAGGGAGGCCAGCGUGGCUGCCUCCCCUGACCCUGGAGGCCUGAACCUUGUCCUGCCUCUGGUCUCCUCCUACAGGACACACGGGAGACAGGGACACAGCACAGGACCCUGGGGACCAGGGCGGACACGGGACACGGCACAGGACGCAUGGGGACCGGGGCGGACAUGGGACACAGCACAGGAUGCAUGGGGACCAGGGUGGACACGGGAUACGGCACAGGACGCGUGGGGAACGGGACAGACACGGGACACAGUACAGGACGCGUGGGGAACGGGGCGGACACGGGACACGGCACAGGACGCGUGGGGAACGGGGCAGACACGGGACACGGCACAGGACGCGUGGGGAACGGGGCAGACACGGGACACGGCACAGGACGCAUGGGGACCAGGGUGGACACGGGACACAGUACAGGACGCGUAGGGAACGGGGCAGACACGGGACACGGCACAGGACACAUGGGGACGGGGGCGGACACGGGACACGGCACAGGACGUGUGGGGAACGGGGCAGACACGGGACACAGCACGGGACGUAUGGGGAAUGGGGUGUACGCAGGUCACAGCACGGAACCUGCGGGGACCGGGACAGACACGGGACACGGCCCAAGAUUCAUGGGGAACAGGGUGGGCACGGGACACGGCACAGGACCCGCAGGCACCGGGGUGGACACGGGACAGGACACACGUGGACCGGUACAGACACGGGACACGGCACAGGACGCAUGGGGACCGGGACAGACACCGGACACAGUGUGGGACGCAUGGGAACGGGACAGACACGGGACACAGCACGGGACACACGGGGACCGGGACAGACACGGGACACGGCACAGGACGUGUGGGGACCGGGGAGGACACGGGACACGGCACAGGACACAUGGGGACCGGGGAGGACACGGGACACGGCACGGGACACAUGGGGGAUGGGGCGUACGCAGGUCACAGCACGGGACGCAUGGGGACUGGGGCAUACGCAGGUCACAGCACGGGACCUGCGGGGACCGGGACGCACAGGUCCUGCCGUUGGUGGAGGCGCUCUCUGGGGGGCGUGGAGCCCCGUCCUGAGCAGAGGUAGUGGCUGCCACAGGCCGCAUCCGUCCAUCCCCCCCGCUCUCCCCGCCCCACCUCCCCUCCAUUUGUCCUCAGGUAUUUGGGGGCCACCCCACCCGUCAUUUCACGCCAGGUCUCCUGAUGAGCCCCAGUGUGGGCCAGUCUGGGUGCCGCCCUGAGCUCCCAGCACCUGUUCCCGUAGCUGAGCAAACACCUGUUCUGCAGGUGGGGCAGCGUUCCCCUCCCUCCCUCCUCCCGCGGCUUCCUGCUCUGUGUCGGGGCCUCGAGCGGCCCGUCCGUGGAGUGGACGGUGCCCUGUCUGCGUGGGCGGCUCGGGGCACCGUCCCAAGGCCAAAUUCCAGCUCGGGGGCCUCUCGGGCCGCGGCCAGUCGGACAGCGGCGGCCCCCUGGUAGUCGUCCUGAGGGGAGGGAGCGGUGGAGCAGAGACGCGGUUCCCUGAGAGAUUUCACUUCUGGCUUCUGGGUUUGUCUGAGCUUCCGUGCGUUCUCGUCGCAGAGGGGCCUGAAAAGGGGAACUCUGGCCUCCGCACAGCUCAGGAGCAGCGGGGGGAUCCAGUGUAAAUGCUAAGAGAAAAUGAUCCUCUCCCACCUCCCGUGACAAGAAAUCACAUGUUCAGGGUGCAGAGUGGACCAGAAUUUAAGUGCGCCGCGGGUUCUUAGUUUUAGAAACAGUUUUCUUAAGACUGCACGUUUUCACAUAACGUAUUUUUCACGUACCCACAUGCACGACCGGAUUUCUGAAUCCUCCGGGCAUAUGUUUUGUCUUUGGUCGACGGGACCCAGACGGUCCCCUGACGUGAGCUCCCCGGCGCACCGUCUGCUUGCUGUAUCUCUCUGACUGGCCUCGCGAGGGUGCCGUGAACGCUGGCGUGUGGACGCCUGAGCGGACGUGGGUCUCUCUCAACUCCGUCCCUAAAUUCGACGCCUGGUCUCAACUCCAACUGCCUCUGUGAUCUCAGGAAUAGCUCCAGGCGCAGACCCGUGGUGGCUGGCAUGUGGUUCCCCAGAUCGGGGGUCACCUGUCCCCGCCCGUCCCCACGACUCUCUCCUGGUGCCCACAUCCCUGUGUCCACCCCGUCGAGGUCUCACGUCAGGGCAUCUCGUGGGGCUGGUGUUAGGGCUUUGUCACCAGGAAAGGCUGGUGGCGUUGUGGCCUCGAGACACGACUGACUGUGGGGACCGUGGUCUUGCGGCCAGCACAGGACACUGGGUGGCUUCGGGCACAGCCCCCCAGCUGUGGACGUGAGCGCCGUGAUGCGUCCCUCCCCUUCCCUCUGCCGCUUCCUAACCUACCAGGUCCUGCACGCGAAGCGGCAGGGGUCCUCCUUACGUCAUGGGAAGGAACGGGCAGAGGGGCAGAGCUGACCUUUCCCGUGUCCCACGGACGAGCAGGUUCUGUUCUCAGAUUGCCGGUCGUGGCAGUGAGUCUGAGUCAGCUGUCCAGUUCCCUGGGGCUCUCGUCGUGGCAGGCGGGGGGUGGGGCGGACCCUCAAAGAACAGGAAAUUAUCCUCCCAGUUCUGAGGCCAGAGGUCCAGAAUCAACGCAUUUAUGAAGGACUGUCAUCCAGGAGGGGCUUCCUGAGGCGGCUGUAUCGGAUGACUGCAUCGGGGCUUAAAAUCCAUCCUCCCCCAGCCCUGGGGACCAGACGUCUGAAGUCAGGGUGUCCCAGGGCCGCGCUCCCUCCAGAGGCUCCAGGGGAGGGUC